GGCCGCCCCGCGCGUGAGAAGGCCGAGGGGCGCGCCACCCCAUCGCGGGGCAGGCGCCCCCCGGGCCCAGCCACCCCCACCCCGCCCGGUAGUCGUGGCCCGGGAUGCGGAGCCGGGGGCCGCCGGUGGAGCUGCGCGGGGUGAGAGGCGCGGGGAAGGGGGCUGCCUGCUUCCCUCACCCUCGUCCACCACCGGCGGGCCCCGGCAGGAAUUCGGGAGCCACGCGGCCAGGCCCUCUUAGCGCCCUGACAUUUGGGGGGAACAGGUGAACCCGCCACCCUUCCCGCACCCCGCCCCGCUUGGGCAGCUAAAUCAGAGGGGACGACCCUGCCCUUUUAAGGAGGCUUUUUGUUGCUCCUGCGGAGGCCCUCCCUCCCCGGCCAUGGCCACCAGGAGCCUCCUAAAACCCACAGGGACUGCCCCCCAUCCUGGCCACCGGGCCCCCCCCUCUGCAUCCCGCGGGCAGCCAGUGUGAAGCGGCCUCCCGCAGCCCCCGGCCCCUCCCCCAUGGAGGAGGAGGAGGGGGGGACGGCCAAGGAGUGGGGCACGACCCCCACGGGGCCCGUCUGGACCGCGGUGUUCGACUACGAGGCGGCGGGCGAUGAGGAGCUGACCCUGCGGAGGGGCGACCGCGUCCAGGUGCUUUCCCAGGACUGUGCGGUGUCGGGCGACGAGGGCUGGUGGACCGGGCAGCUACCCAGCGGCCGUGUGGGCGUUUUCCCCAGCAACUACGUAGCCCCCGGCGCCCCCGCCGCGCCCGCGGGCCUCCAGCUGCCCCAGGAGAUCCCUUUCCACGAGCUGCAGCUAGAGGAGAUCAUCGGUGUAGGGGGCUUUGGCAAGGUCUACCGGGCCCUGUGGCGCGGCGAGGAGGUGGCUGUCAAGGCCGCCCGGCUGGACCCUGAGCGGGACCCGGCAGUGACAGCAGAGCAGGUGCGCCAGGAGGCCCGGCUCUUCGGAGCCCUGAAGCACCCCAACAUCAUUGCCCUCCGAGGUGCCUGCCUCAGCCCCCCACACCUCUGCCUGGUGAUGGAGUAUGCCAGGGGGGGCGCACUGAGCAGGGUGCUGGCAGGCCGACGGGUGCCCCCUCACGUGCUGGUCAACUGGGCUGUGCAGGUGGCCCGGGGCAUGAACUACCUACACAAUGAUGCCCCUGUGCCCAUCAUCCACCGGGACCUCAAGUCCAUCAACAUCCUUAUCCUGGAGGCCAUCGAGAACCACAACCUCGCAGACACGGUGCUCAAGAUCACAGACUUUGGCCUCGCCCGCGAGUGGCACAAGACCACCAAAAUGAGCGCUGCAGGGACUUACGCCUGGAUGGCUCCAGAGGUUAUCCGUCUCUCCCUCUUCUCCAAAAGCAGUGAUGUCUGGAGCUUCGGGGUGCUGCUCUGGGAGCUGCUGACGGGUGAGGUCCCCUACCGUGAAAUCGACGCCUUGGCCGUGGCAUAUGGCGUGGCUAUGAACAAGCUGACGCUGCCCAUCCCCUCCACGUGCCCCGAGCCCUUUGCCCGCCUCCUGGAGGAAUGCUGGGACCCAGACCCCCACGGGCGGCCAGAUUUCGGGAGCAUCUUGAAGCGGCUUGAAGUCAUCGAACAGUCAGCCCUGUUCCAGAUGCCACUGGAGUCCUUCCAUUCACUGCAGGAAGACUGGAAGCUGGAAAUUCAGCACAUGUUUGAUGACCUCCGGACCAAAGAGAAGGAGCUCCGGAGUCGGGAGGAGGAGCUGCUGCGCGCUGCUCAGGAGCAGCGCUUCCAGGAGGAGCAGCUGCGGCGGCGGGAGCAGGAGCUGGCAGAGCGCGAGAUGGACAUCGUGGAGCGGGAGCUGCACCUGCUCAUGUGCCAGCUGAGCCAGGAGAAGCCGCGGGUCCGCAAACGCAAGGGCAACUUCAAGCGCAGCCGCCUCCUCAAGCUGCGGGAAGGCGGCAGCCACAUCAGCCUGCCCUCCGGCUUCGAGCAUAAGAUCACAGUCCAGGCCUCUCCAACCCUGGACAAGCGGAAAGGAUCCGACGGGGCCAGCCCCCCAGCAAGCCCCAGCAUCAUUCCCCGGCUGAGGGCCAUUCGCCUGACUCCUGUGGAUGGUGGUGGCAGCAGCAGUGGCAGCAGCGGUGGUGGCAGUGGGACAUGGGGCCGCAGUGGGCCCCCAAAGAAGGAAGAACUGGUUGGAGGCAAGAAGAAGGGCCGGACCUGGGGACCCAGCUCCACCCUGCAGAAGGAGCGGGCUGGAGGGGAGGAGAGGCUGAAGGCCCUGGGGGAAGGAAGCAAACAGUGGUCAUCAAGUGCCCCCAACCUGGGCAAAUCCCCCAAACAUACACCGAUCGCCCCAGGCUUCGCCAGCCUCAAUGAGAUGGAGGAGUUCGCGGAGGCGGAUGAAGGCAACAGCGUGCCCCCCUCUCCCUACACCACCCCGUCCUACCUCACCGUGCCCCUGCCGGCAGAGCCCUCCCCGGGGGCGCCCGCGCCACUCUCCCGGCCAGGCCACGGCGGCCGGCGGCGCUGCGAGCUGGCCCUGCUGGGCUGCGCCACACUGCUGGGCGCCGUGGGUCUGGGCGCAGACGUGGCCGAGGCGCGCGCCGCGGACUGCGAGGAGCAGCGGCGCUGGCUGGACGGCCUCUUCCCCCGCGCCGGCCGCUUCCCGCGGGGCCUCAGCCCUCCCGGGCGCUCGCCCGGCCGCCGCGACGACGCGGCCCCUGGCCCGGGCCUGGCGCCCUCGGCCACCCUGGUGUCGCUGUCGUCCGUGUCUGACUGCAACUCCACCCGUUCGCUGCUGCGCUCCGACAGUGACGAGGCCGCGCCGGCCGCGCCCUCCCCGCCGCCCUCCCCGCCUAGCACCAACCCCCUAGUGGACGUGGAGCUGGAGAGCUUCAAGAAAGACCCCCGCCAGUCGCUCACGCCCACCCACGUCACGGCCGCGCGCGCAGUGAGCCGCGGGCACCGGCGGACGCCGUCGGACGGGGCGCUGGGGCAGCGGGGAGCGCCUGAGCCCGCGGCUCCCCGCCCUGGCCCUCGAGAUCCCUUGGACUUCCCCCGCCUGCCCGACCCCCAGACCUUGUUCCCGACCCACCGCCGGCCCCCUGAGUUCCCUGGCCGCCCUACCACUCUGACCUUCGCCCCAAGACCCCGGCCGGCUGCCAGUCGCCCCCGCCUGGACCCCUGGAAACUGGUCUCCUUUGGCCGGACACUCGGCAUCUCGCCUCCCAGCAGGCCGGACACCCCAGAGAGCCCCGGACUCCCUGGCAUGCAGCCCACGCUGCUUGACAUGGACAUGGAGGGGCAGAGCCAGGACAGCACCGUGCCCCUGUGCGGGGCCCAUGGCUCCCGCUGACGCCCGCCCUCCACCGCCCGCCUGGGCAGCCAUGAAUGUAGCACCCCAGGCCCCGCCCCGGCCUGCUGUGCCACAAGGCGGGGGAGGCCCUGGGCAGGAUACUCGCUCUAUUUAUUGGGGAAGGGGGGUGGGGGUCACUUAAUUUAUUCCUUUGUACCCCAGAGGGUGGGGCCCUGUGCCCACCCUGCAGUUGGGGGGAGGGCGGGCAGGGAUACUCAGGGACAGGGCAUCAUAGGGAUUCGGCACAAAAUGCAGCAUUAAAGGUAACCCCUGCCCCCUA
Molecule: messenger RNA, 3598 nt
Organism: Neogale vison (American mink)
Lineage: Eukaryota; Metazoa; Chordata; Mammalia; Carnivora; Mustelidae
Gene: MAP3K10
Product: mitogen-activated protein kinase kinase kinase 10
Exons: 10
Coding region: 508-3318 (936 amino acids)
Biological process (GO): protein phosphorylation; positive regulation of apoptotic process
Molecular function (GO): ATP binding; JUN kinase kinase kinase activity; protein binding
Source: RefSeq, a predicted model, not a curated record